Molecule: messenger RNA, 1584 nt
Organism: Pollicipes pollicipes
Lineage: Eukaryota; Metazoa; Arthropoda; Thecostraca; Pollicipedomorpha; Pollicipedidae
Product: keratin, type I cytoskeletal 9
Exons: 5
Coding region: 1-1527 (508 amino acids)
Source: RefSeq, a predicted model, not a curated record
AUGUAUCCUCCCACAGCUGAGGAGCGGCAGUCGUGGAAGGGCGGCCGGACAGGUAGCGCGCGUUAUCGAAUCAGGAUGCUGUGGCUGUUAGUGGUCAGUUUGGCGCUCUGUGCCCAUGGCCAGGAGCAAGGCUACUACGAGAGCUACCAGGCCCACCGGCAAGCCAAUCUGAACCAGUUCAGCGGACGGCCAGAUUCUGCCGGGACAUUUGUCCGGUUCGGCAGCGGUGGCGCCUCUGGCGGCAGCUCUGGCGCCUCUGGCGGCGGCUCUGGCGCUUCUGGAUCUGGGGCCACCGGAGGAUCAGGCGGCGACAGCGUUGUCACUGAAACUACCACGGGCGGGUUCGCAGUCUUCAGACCAUCCGGAGGUUCCGGCGCUUCCGGAGGCUCCGGCGCUUCCGGCGGCGCCGGCUCCUCUGGAGGUUCCGGCGCCGGCUCCGUCUCUGGGCGGUUCUCCGGCCCCGCUCUCGACGCGUCCUUCUCGUGCCCCACCUCGACGCGCAUAGUUACCAGCACCAGGUUCGCGUACACCACGUCCACCAACCAGCUCCACGCUGUGGACGCGACUGUCCAGACGAAGUACGUGACUGCCACCGUGCUUCGGCCCACGCCCUUCACGAUCACCCACUACGUGACCCAGGUCAACCCCGGGAACAUCGGCACCGCCCAGAGGAUCAUCACAAACACCGCCUACAGGGUGGCGACCAACUUCCUGGUCGAGACCCGGCUGCGGACUGUGACCGAUCACGUCUCCUUCACGGAUACAGUAAACAACUACGUGACGGUGACCGUCACUGUGCCGGUGCAGACGACGGUGACGGCAGUCAUGACCACCUUCAAGACGUUCGUCACGUCCAGCACUUUCGUACGGACCGAGCUGCGCACGGUGACGCGCACGCGCACGGCCGUGACGACGAGCGUCGUGUUCGAUGGCACAUCGGUGGUCAACACCGAGUACCGCACACUGCGCACCACCAUCACGAGAGAUGUGUUCAGCACGCUGCCGACCUUCACCCAGACGCAAACUGUGACUGUGUGCGACCUCUUCACCGUCGGUCAGUCUGGUGACAGCACAGUCCGUUUUGGUAGUUCUUCCGGUAGUUCUUCCGGUAGUUCUUCCGGUAGUUUUUCCUCCGGUAGUUCUUCCGGUAGUUCUUCCGGUAGUUCUUCCAGUAGUUCUUCCGGCGGUUCCGGCGGUUCGUCCGACCCAGUGGCUACCUCUACGUUCACAUCUUCUUUGUUCAGAUUUGGAUCUGUAUCGGACGGCUCUGGAAUUGGUGGCUCUGGGGAUGCUGGGGCCGGAUCUGGUGGCUCUGGAUCGGGGGAUGCCGGGUCCGGAUCUGGCGGAUCAGGGUUUCACCAGGGUGGGUUUGGUACCAGAUUCAGCUCGUCUGGAUCAUUUAGCACUGGUUCCGGCGGCAGCUCCGGCGGUAGCUCCGGUAGCUCCGGUGGUCGAUUCAGCUCCUCCGGGGGCAGAUUCACUGGCCAAGAUGGCUUCGGCGGGCAGGGCUAUUACGGUGAAUAUUGACCGAGUGACCUACGCUGUACGAAAUUAGUGUGAUUAAUAAAAAAUUGAGAACUCUUC